Molecule: messenger RNA, 960 nt
Organism: Lodderomyces orthopsilosis Co 90-125
Lineage: Eukaryota; Fungi; Ascomycota; Pichiomycetes; Serinales; Debaryomycetaceae
Gene: CDC21
Product: thymidylate synthase
Exons: 1
Coding region: 1-960 (319 amino acids)
Biological process (GO): dTMP biosynthetic process
Cellular component (GO): mitochondrion; cytosol
Molecular function (GO): thymidylate synthase activity
Source: RefSeq, a predicted model, not a curated record
AUGACUGUCCCUAUCAACAAAGCAGAGCAAGCAUAUUUGGAUCUUUGUCAGCGAAUCAUCGAUGAAGGGGAGCACAGACCUGAUAGGACAGGAACUGGUACCAAAUCCCUCUUUGCUCCACCACAAUUACGAUUUGAUUUGUCAAAUGAUUCAUUCCCUUUACUCACUACUAAACGAGUGUUUUCCAAAGGCAUAAUUCACGAACUUUUGUGGUUUGUAGCUGGAUCUACCGAUGCCAAGAUUUUGAGUGAAAAAGGGGUCAAGAUAUGGGAAGGUAAUGGUCUGCGAGAAUUUUUGGACAACUUGGGAUUAACUCAUCGUCGUGAAGGUGAUUUGGGACCAGUUUAUGGUUUCCAAUGGAGACAUUUUGGUGCUGAAUAUCAAGAUUGUGAUACCGACUACACCGGCCAAGGAUUUGAUCAAUUACAAGAUGUAAUCAAGAAAUUGAAGACUAAUCCGUAUGAUCGAAGAAUUAUCAUGUCAGCUUGGAAUCCUCCUGAUUUCCCAUUGAUGGCAUUACCUCCAUGUCAUGUAUUUUGUCAAUUUUACGUAAGUUUCCCUAAUAAUUAUCAACAAACUCCGGAUGCUAAUACCACCAAGCAAGCAAAAACAUCAAGCAGACCAAAAUUAUCCUGUUUAUUAUAUCAAAGAUCGUGUGACAUGGGAUUGGGUGUCCCAUUCAAUAUUGCAUCCUAUGCAUUACUUACCAAGAUGAUUGCACAUGUGGUAGAUAUGGACUGCGGAGAGUUUAUUCAUACCCUAGGUGAUGCUCAUGUAUACUUGGAUCAUAUUGAUGCAUUGAAGGAGCAAAUGACGAGAAUUCCAAAACAAUUCCCUAAAUUGGUUAUUAAAGAGGGUAGAAAAGAGGAGAUUAAAAACAUUGAUGAUUUCAAGUUUGAAGAUUUUGAAAUUGUUGGAUAUGAACCGUAUCCUUCGAUCAAAAUGAAAAUGAGUGUUUGA